Molecule: messenger RNA, 1342 nt
Organism: Megalobrama amblycephala (Wuchang bream)
Lineage: Eukaryota; Metazoa; Chordata; Actinopteri; Cypriniformes; Xenocyprididae
Product: SLAM family member 5
Exons: 7
Coding region: 241-1188 (315 amino acids)
Source: RefSeq, a predicted model, not a curated record
UUUAAAUGUAGGUAACACACCUUUUCCUUUGAGGAUUUUCAGGUUUGGCAGCUUACAACAAUACAGUCACCUGUAAAUUGCCACAGGCUGCCUACAUAUAACCUUUCAUAUUUUAACUAGCUUCAGUCUCGUACAAAUGCAUCUUGAAGCCACACACUACUAGAUCCGCACAAACACAUCACCUGAACACCUGAUGGACCGGUUUACCUGGAACAGCUGAGUGAAAGCGAAAAUAAGACAAUGAGAUCGCUUUGGGACGUAUCAAAUCUUUUUGUCUGUUUAAUACUAUCAAAUUUCGAUGCUGUAACGUCUGUCGUCUAUGUUGAGAAUGGGAAGAGUCUGACUUUAAAUCCAAAUAUUCAAGGAACGCCUGAAGACAUUUUGUGGACAUACAAUGGGAACAAGGUGGCUGAACGUGAUUUUACUGAAUUUCAAGAUUAUGGUCAGUUCAGAGGAAGAUCAGAGAUUGAAAUCUCUACUGGACGGCUCACGGUUCGUAACAUGACCAGCCAUGACAGCGGUAUUUAUAGAUCUGUAAUACAGAUCAAUGGAAAGCUGCAAAAUUCUGAAAAUGAAGUUAAAGUUAUUGAUGCUGUGCAGGAGCCUAACGUGACGUGUAAACUGAACAAACUUUCAAGAACUCUGUUGUGUUCAGUGUCCUCUCAGUUUAAAAUAUCCUAUGAAUGGACUGGAUCAGGUUCAGCACCGCAGUCUGGGCAAGAGCUUCAAAUCAGCAAGGAGGAGAAGCCUGAUUCAGUCUAUACAUGUACUGUGAAGAAUGAAGUGAGCCAGAAGAGCAGCAGCUUCACUGUGAAAGACUGUGACACAGAUGAACCACCAUCAGAGCAGAAUAUCAUUCUAACAGUUAUAUUAGCUGUCAUCGCUGCUGUUCUUCUGGUGAUCGUAGCUGCUGUUGUAAUUUGUUUCAUUCGACAAAAAAGAAAGAAGGAAGAUGAAAAGGGCACACAAAAGAAUAUGAUGGAAAUGAGUGGACCAUCAGGGACCCGAGCACCAAAAAAUGAUUCUAAGGAGAAAAGAACAGACAGUGAGGAUGGACAGGUAAACGAAGAGCAAAAAGUGACUGAAAAUAUGAACGAAGGUGAAAUGGAUCCUUUAGUACACUCAGAUGCACGAAUGAAAAGUGAUUCAGAAAAAGAAGGUGACAUGAGUGAAGAGGAUGAGCAGUAAACUAGUGAAGAUCAAACCCUAAAUGAACCAGCACAAGUCAGAUGUGAAGAGCCCAGCAGCAGGAACACAGAAAUAACUUAAACCCCUCAGGACCCAAAUAUCUUUUAAAAUGUAGUUCUUUGUAAUUAAGCAAUAAAACAUUUUUCUGUUUUAA